UUUGCCCUACCUUCACUCCUGUUUAUCAAAAACCUGUGAUCGAUCAGUGGAGGCCGAUUUACUACAUUCUGUUGGCUGAUUUGAAGCGCCAAAGAUCCUGAAAGUUAUUGAUAACGAAAGCGCUCGGGAUACGGAUUUGGUUGUGCUAGUUUGUAAAUCGUAGUUUCCCUGAUCGAACCCGGAAAACCCGUAAUUAUGUUGGGCUUGAACAGAAGGUGCUAUAAAAUUUUCCAAAGAAAAUACUUUUCUCUGUAAAAAGUGGAAAUCGGUUAUUACUGCGAUUGCGCCGAAAAGGGAAAAGUGACUGCCAGCGUGAGAGUUUGAGAACAUCGAAAGCAGCCGCACACCAGUAGCCUGCAAGAGAUUCAGAUAUUCGAAACGGAUUUAAUCGAUCAUCUUUCGAAGCGCGUGAAAGAAAGAAAAAAAAAGAAAAACGAGAAGAAGAGAGACAGGAGAUGUCAGUUACGUCGAAUGAAGUAUGAUACGUAGGAGUUUGUGAAGAAUAGGAAAAAGGCCAUCCUGACUGAACGCAAUCGACAUGGAGGGUGUUUUCAGUGUUGUGAAGUUGUGAUUAUAGUCUGAACGAAGCGAAAAGUAGCAGUUGCUGUAAUCAAAUCAACUGUGCCUCCGUUACAUGGUGCGGUAAAUGUCGUAUUUACUGAACAUCAUUAAUGCAGCAAGGGGGCUCAGGCAAUCGCCCCCGAAAUUGUUCAUUUGAGGCAUGUCGUAAUGGCAAGAGAGGAGUCUCGUGGCAAGAGGCCUUUAAAAAUCUGGGACAGUUGGCGUAAUGUCCGUAAAGGUCUCGUCGUGGGUAGUUUCGAGGAACUAAUAGUUAGAGGGAAAGACAAACUUGGAGUACCAGCAGCGGAACCGGUCCGCUUGGUUUUAGAAUGCGAUGGCACUCAAGUAGAAGAUGGAGAGUACUUCCGGACGCUAGCCAACAACACUGUCCUGUUAUUGUUACGACAAGGGGAGCGGUGGUACCCAACAGGUGUCGAUGUGAUCAAAGCUGCAAUAUCUGCUAUACCUAAAAUUGUCUGCGAGACUAUACAUGCCUUGGAGUUGCAGGAUGAAACACCAUCUUGGAAGAUUAUGGAUAACAAGGGACGUGUCACCGUUGUACUACACUGGGAUCAACGUCAGGGUGGUCAAGGGGGUGGCCAAAGUGGAAGUGGUAUUGGAGGAGGCCCAGGUGGAGGUGGUGGAGGAGUACUGAGUAAUGGUCCUAGUUCAGAAAAGUUUUCGCCUUCUAAAAAAAGCUUAUCAACCCAGAAUUCCCUUGAUAAAGGAUCUGUUUCAAGUCAGCAACGCUACCCAAGCCCGCAAAUCACGGUAAUAAAUCAUGACGAUCCUCAGUCCGCGAUAUACCACUCAGCGCGACGGUUAUCUAAACAAGGUGGUUCGUUUGACAGCGCUGUGGGAGCUGUACACAUUCACACUCCUGAAUGCGCGCAUCAUGCCCACACACCUACGCGGGCGGGAAGUCCUGGCGCAACUGAGUGCGAUUUCCAUUGUUGUGCAUUACACGAAGAAGGUCGGAAAAUAGCAGUUCACAAAAAUGUGGCUACGUCGCCGAUACAAGAUGGUUCCACCAGUCCACAACCGCCACCCAGCAGUUUGUCCGAUAGUCGGCGAACAUCUACUAGCAAAGGACACGUGCGCUUCCUCGACAUCGGUCCCGAGCGGGACAGCUCCGAAAGUGAAACAGAAAACACAGUUAUGGAAGAUGAAACUGUCACGUCGGAGAAAUUUUUAUUACUGAUUGACCAACUAUCGGUGGACCAAAAGCGCCAUCUUAGCAUAAAGGACAUCGGUAUUAUCCUCGAACGACUUAGUUCCAAAAUUCUAGAUGUAGAACGAUUGGAUCGCGAAAGUGAAUCCGACGAUUGCUACAACUGGACGAUCAAAGCAACGAUACGUGGUGAUGCGUUACGCGAGUUAGGUGUUAUAUAUAACGGUAAUUACUAUGCAAUAUCGGAACAUCCUGGUUACAAAGAAGAAAACGAAGAAAACGGCGAGGAUGUAGAAGAAGAAGACGAAGAUCGUUUAUAAAAAAGCUAGCAGAAGCUUAGCGUAAAAGAGAAUACAAUAAAACAAAUUGGGUGCAAAAAUGGAAACGAAACAAAAUGAGGAAAAAUAGACAGUGAACAUAAAGAUUGCAAAUGGUUGGCAAGUUCACAUUCACGGCUAGUGUGAAUCCGGAAAAUUGUCAAGGCGUAACCUGCUACAAUCGAGGUCAUUUCGAGUGUGGGCCGGAGAAUAGAAACGCUCUCGAAAAUUAACACGAAAGCUGCCAUAAACAACAAAAACGUAUAAAAAUAACUAUCUUAGUUUGUGAAAGCUAUUGCCAUUGAAGCAUCAUUGAAAAUAUCUAAAACCUAAAAAUAACAAAAUGGAAACGCACAUCACUGUAACCGUUAUUAAAAAAAAACAAGCAAUUAAUAGAAAUCAAUCUAAUGAAACAGGUACGGAGAAACGCGUGUUUCGAGUACGUAUGUGCACCGCAUACUGUGACAAACGCGUUUGCAACAUUUCACAGACAGAACCGUUGGACAAAAUGGACAUUUUAAGAAGCAAAAAAAAACGUAAAUGCAACCUUAGGCAUCACUCGUGUCUAAUUUCAUGAUAGAGUUAGUAGGUAAAACAAAAUAUGGGGUACGAUUGUCACCAUUUUCAGUAACGAGACAAACCGCGUAAUCAAUAACAAUAGUAAUCUGGUAAUACUGUAAUUAUUAAGAUAAUUUAGCCCAACAAUGAAUAAAUCAGAGGAAACAAACAUAAAAUCCAGAUAAACUCGUAAAUUGCAAUCGUAUCGCCAAACUAGGAUUUAAAUCAAAACAAAAUAAUAUAUAUUAUAUUAUUAAUAAAUUAUGUAUUUGAAUGCAUCAUUUCUGUAGGAAUGAUAAACUUUUUACUAAAAACAGAAAUGAAAAUGAUAGUUACGUAUCAAAUGAUUACCGAAUAAGUAAAUGUAUUUGUACACUUGCACAUAUAGCUGUGUAUACGUAUGAAUUCUUGUAUGUACGUGUGUAUAUUUGUAUGUGUAGGUAUGCACGUGUGUGGAUGUGGGUUAUAUUUGAGUCGCAAAGCCCCAACACAAACGAAGAGAAAACUGAAAUGGAUCUUUAGUCUCUUUUCUUUUCGAAAGUUUCCUUCAACAAAACAUAGUGAUCCAAAUUGCAUUGUAUGUAAAAAAUUAAAGAAAUAAACUAACAGAAGAGAAACAGACGAAAACAAUACAUACUCUAGCAUUUCCUAAAUGCCACGCUGAUCACAUUAUAGGAACUUUUUAAUAUAUACGUAGACUUAGCUACAGUAUAUUCCAGCGUUAGAAAACUGAAAUGUUGCGGCACAAGAGACCUUCGUAAGUCGUAACAGCGAAAAUAGCAAAACAUAACUUUGAACACGAUUCGCAUCCAAUCACUUAUUGAAAUACACGCAUGCCUACACAUACCAACAGAAUAAAAGUUAGCAGACCAUAUUUUCUACAUUCCCAAGAUCACGUACGCACACACGCAUGUACAUGAGCAUCCGAAGCAUACACGUAUAGAGAGAAACAUGCCUGUGCUGUAAGCACCACUCAUCAUGCUGACAGAUAUCGCUCGUACACUUUAGGGAAUACACGAAUGAAAAUUCAACUACAACAUAAAGCAACUAUUUAUAUAUAUAUAUAUAUAUA
Messenger RNA from Wyeomyia smithii (pitcher-plant mosquito), 3679 nucleotides. RefSeq lists its product as uncharacterized. NCBI's taxonomy places the organism in Eukaryota, Metazoa, Arthropoda, Insecta, Diptera, Culicidae. The transcript is spliced from 4 exons. The coding region runs from base 730 to 2052 and encodes 440 amino acids. The record is from RefSeq and is a predicted model, not a curated record. Gene Ontology annotation, biological process: regulation of apoptotic process; apoptotic process.